AUGGACUACAUGGAAUAUUUGAAAGAAAUGGGACUCGUAUGGCACUGCGUCUCUAUCCUUGUGGGCCUCCUUGCCUUUUAUUUUAUCAAGGAGCGCUCUACUGCAAACGCGAGCCAGCCCAGCCUGCCUACGGUCACGCACUUCAGGCUUCUGCCUCCAUUUCUCAACCGCAUCCUUUAUGUCGUUAAGGCGCCUUUUCUGAUCUACUCUGGAUACAAAAAUUACAAGUCCAAGCCCUUCCGGAUUCUCAAACUGGAUGGAGACCUAGUCAUCCUACCUCAGCGGUAUCUUGAGGAACUUGGAGAUGUUCAUUCACGUCAGGCAAGCCUUGUCGGUGCUAAGUACAAGAAUAUUCUAGGAGGAUGUACCAACAUACUCAUAAACAGUGAGUUGCCGGUGCGCACCGUUUCGGGGAGGUUGAAUCCAGUUUUAGACCGUCAAAUCCCUCGGCUACUCUUUGAACUCCACCAUGCUUUCUCGGCUGUAGUCCCUUAUUGCGAAGGCAAGUAUGUGUCCGUCAACUUGUACCAUAUGAUCCUCAAGCUCGUUACACACUCGACAUCCCGCAUCAUCAUCGGCCAAAGGCUCUGCAGAAGCGAGCAAUGGAUCAACACUAUGACCAAUUGUACAUACGAGGUGUGCAUUACCGUCAAGAAACUACAGCUCGUUCCAAGGUACCUCCGUCGCCUGAUAGCUCCGUUCCUUCCAAGUGUCCGGAGACUAGAAAUGCAACUCCGAUGGAUCGCAGAACAGCUUAUUGUGCCUAUUAUCCAGCACCGCAGGGGACGUGAGCUCAAUGAACCAUCCUACAAGAAACAAGAUGACUUCCUGCAGUGGAUGAUGGAUCUGGCGGACAAUGACUCCGACAGAGACCCCAUGAACUUGGCAUAUGGACUGAUGAUCACCAUGGCUUUGGCUGUCGUUCAGACCAGCACAAUGCUCAUCACCCAUGCUAUGUAUGACCUGCUGGUCCAUCCCGAGUACUUUGAGCCUCUGAGAGAUGAAAUACAUGAGACCUUGAGAAACGGCUGGAUUAGGGCCUCGUUGAGUAACUUUGGCGCCCAGCGUCGAUUGGAUAGCUUUCUUCGCGAGUCACAGCGCCUGAACCCACCUUCUGAAGUCUCCGCCCAACGCGUCCUCGAACGGCCGGUUACCCUCUCCGAUGGAGUCACUCUUCGCAAAGGAACUCAUAUCUGCUUCCCAUCCGGACCUAUGUCUCGCGAUUCAGCUGUCGUUCCUGACCCACUUAUCUUCGACGGGUUCCGUUGGUGUAACGACCUUGAUGCCCCAGAUGGAAGCCUUACUGAUGUCAGCCCCGCCAACCUACACUUCGGAUUUGGUGGACAAGCUUGCCCUGGCCCGUUCUUUGGUGUGGUCAUUGCAAAGGCCGUCAUGAGUCGACUCCUGGCUGAGUAUGAUCUCAAAUUUGAGGAGGGUCAAACCGAAAGACCAAAGAACAUCGUGAACGGAGAGCAGAUUAUGCCGAGCAUGAGUACUAAGAUUCUCAUCAAGAAAAAGAACGUUGAUAUCUGA
This is a messenger RNA of Aspergillus pseudonomiae, 1533 nucleotides long. Its product is annotated as cytochrome P450. Gene Ontology annotation, molecular function: heme binding; oxidoreductase activity, acting on paired donors, with incorporation or reduction of molecular oxygen; monooxygenase activity. The transcript is spliced from 5 exons. The coding region runs from base 1 to 1533 and encodes 510 amino acids. Lineage: Eukaryota; Fungi; Ascomycota; Eurotiomycetes; Eurotiales; Aspergillaceae. The record is from RefSeq and is a predicted model, not a curated record.